GUGGCGCUGCAGUCCCAGUGAGAAGCGGAUGAGCUGCAGAAGCAGAAAUCUGCUCUCAUCCUUCCUGGAGCCAACGCCACAGCGCAAUGGCAGCGGCAGUGGAUGCAAACUGUUAAAGAUUAUUCGAUUUAAUAAACUACCUCACAUAGCGUAUGAUUUGGGUCUAUCGUAGUUGGAAAAAAACACUGCAAGUAGUCGCAGCUGCGCUAAGACGACUCGCCAGCUCCAGCCAACUGUGACCCGGGCCAGGCAUCAGGGAAGAAGUUAAGCUAACGUUACCAGGCUGAAUGGCUGAGCCGGAGCUUCUGUUGGACUCCAAUAUUCGACUUUGGGUGGUGUUACCCAUUGUCUUCAUCACCUUUCUUGUCGGGGUGAUUCGGCAUUAUGUAUCCAUUCUUCUUCAAAGUGACAAGAAGUUGACGUUAGAACAGGUUUCUGACAGCCAAGUUCUUAUUCGGAGCAGAAUCCUCAGAGAAAAUGGAAAAUACAUUCCCAAACAGUCUUUUUUGAUGAGGAAGUUCUACUUCAAUAAUCAAGAAGAUGGAUUUUUCAAGAAGACCAAAAGAAAGGUUGUUCCACCCUCUCCAAUGACAGAUCCCAGCAUGCUGACAGAUAUGAUGAAAGGAAAUGUCACCAAUGUGCUUCCCAUGAUCCUCAUUGGAGGCUGGAUCAACUGGACCUUUUCAGGAUUUGUAACAACUAAGGUUCCCUUCCCUCUUACUCUGCGAUUCAAGCCCAUGCUUCAGCAAGGAAUAGAGCUGCUUUCACUGGAUGCCUCCUGGGUGAGCUCAGCAUCAUGGUAUUUCCUGAACGUGUUUGGACUACGAAGCAUGUACUCAUUGAUUCUAGGACAAGAUAAUGGUGCUGAUCAGUCAAGGAUCAUGCAGGAGCAAAUGAGUGGUGCUGCCAUGGCAAUGCCUGCAGAUACAAACAAAGCUUUCAAGGCUGAGUGGGAGGCACUGGAACUGACAGACCAUCAGUGGGCGUUGGAGAGUGUAGAGGAGGAUCUGAUGAGCAGAGAGCUGGACCUCGAUGGCAUGUUUAGCAAGGAGCUGCCAAGUGGUAUCUUCUGAUGGCCUGGUCAUUUCUACUUGGAGCCAAUUUGAAUUUUGAUCAUUGCAGGGAUUAGUUUUUGGUUGAAACAGAGAUGGGGAAAUUCCUUCAUGUUAUGCAAAGGUUACAUUCACCUAUUUGUCGUCCUUGUCUUUUUACAGUACAUGUAUUUUUACAUUUCCUUUCAUUUACAUUUCCAUAGAAUAUCUGAAAUGACUUAAAUUACACUAGUUCAGGUGCUGUCUCAUGCAUAUUAGAAAGCAUUACUUUAUUUCACCCUUUGAGACAAGGAGAUGUUUGGGAGAAAUUUAGUGGCUUUAAGCUUAUUGGAAUGCAUUAGCUUGUAAGUGUAUGCCAUUAGUUAAAAGAAUGAACUUCUAGUGCUAAUUUCUUAUGUCAUGCACAGCUAGAUUAGCUGUCUCAAUGUUCAUAUGUAUCAUGUUUAAACAAUACAACACUAUCAUUUUACAGAUCUGAACUAUGUUUAUUUAAUUAUACUUAAUACUCUUUAAUGACUUUUGUUAGGUCAUAUAAAAAUCAGCUGUGCUGUCUCAGCUGUCUAAAGUUGACUGAGUUUUUGGCAGGAAUGUUUGUGUGAUUGAAAUGGUGUUUUUGAAGUAAGUAGACGGUUUAUUUUGUAAUGUAACUCUUCUGUGUUUUGUACAGCAUAAAGCCUGUUUUGACAAUA
Molecule: messenger RNA, 1741 nt
Organism: Etheostoma spectabile (orangethroat darter)
Lineage: Eukaryota; Metazoa; Chordata; Actinopteri; Perciformes; Percidae
Gene: emc3
Product: ER membrane protein complex subunit 3
Exons: 9
Coding region: 288-1073 (261 amino acids)
Biological process (GO): protein folding in endoplasmic reticulum
Cellular component (GO): EMC complex; membrane
Source: RefSeq, a predicted model, not a curated record